AUGGAAGAAAAACACAAGGCAGACGGGGUGCGGAAGAAAGGGCGUCCUCUGAAACUUAAGAACCAACAAGCACUAGAGAGGCGCCGCGAACAGCUACGCAUGGCACAGCAAACGUAUCGCACGCGAAAAGAGAACACUAUUGGCAACCUACAGGAUCGUGUCCACGAGCUUGAGGGUGGCAUUGAGCAGCUCAGCCAAUCCUUUCUCACCUUCAGUGAUCUCCUUUUGGACACUGGCCUGCUUGGAAAGCAUUCACACGUCACGUCUGCCCUCCGCAAAAUAACCCAGCAACACCUUUCGCUUGCUGAGACUGGAUGUGCGAGCCCUUAUGAAGGUGCUCUCGUCAAGGAAGCUGGUGCCACUUCAUCCACUGCUUUUGACAAGGAUGAAAGAUGCAGUGACAGUCGCGCAAGGGUGCCGUCAAAUGAAAGAGCUUCUACCGGACUCUCAUCAACCCCGGUGGAAUGGGCUGAGCUGCCGCCCUUAUACACACAAUCAUCCCUUUAUCAAGGCCAACCGGCGCCUCCAAUCAGUCUUGUCAUGCCUCCGCUCGCUACUGAACCACCUAUUCCGCUAUCAUCACUACCAGGUCACUCCCCACCCAUUGCUCUCACUAGAUCGAUCAGGGAAGAGCAGUGGACUUUCUCACAGUAUCUAGUAAAAUUAUGCUGUCAGAAUGGGUAUCAGCUCCUUAUGAACACUCCUGACGACUUCAUAAAGAUUCAAGAAGUUUUCGGGCCAUAUAUGCCUCCAACUGAGCGCAAUAAUCUCAUUUCCUGUUUUCAUGCUGGAAUGCAUGACAAAACUGGAGGGCUUAUUAAUCUCAUGGCCACUGUACUUGCCCCGUUGCGUUCUAAGAGAGAUUAUUAUGCCUCGGAAGAGCUUGCGACCCAGACUGAGAAAUUGGAAUCGGCCGUCGCAUCCGAGGUCGACGGAUGGCUAGAUGCUAGUGGUGUACAGAAAUUCCUCAGCGAGAGGGGAUUUUGCACCCAGGAGAAUGGCCGCCCAUUGUCUCACUCAUACAUUAUUUCGUUGCCUCACGUUGCGGCCCUUGUUCAGUACCUCGCUGCUGAGUGCGUUUGCUUCGGACAUGGUCCGGCGUUUCGACGCCAAACUGUUGAGGCUGCAUUAUGCCUCGCAGGAAAACCAUGA
This is a messenger RNA of Penicillium samsonianum, 1152 nucleotides long. RefSeq names its product bZIP transcription factor. Lineage: Eukaryota; Fungi; Ascomycota; Eurotiomycetes; Eurotiales; Aspergillaceae. The coding region runs from base 1 to 1152 and encodes 383 amino acids. Gene Ontology annotation, biological process: regulation of DNA-templated transcription. The transcript is spliced from 3 exons. Gene Ontology annotation, molecular function: DNA-binding transcription factor activity. The record is from RefSeq and is a predicted model, not a curated record.